Molecule: messenger RNA, 2816 nt
Organism: Labrus mixtus (cuckoo wrasse)
Lineage: Eukaryota; Metazoa; Chordata; Actinopteri; Labriformes; Labridae
Product: EF-hand and coiled-coil domain-containing protein 1
Exons: 9
Coding region: 202-2097 (631 amino acids)
Source: RefSeq, a predicted model, not a curated record
CGAGGGGAUCAGAUCUUGACUUGACGCGCCAGGAACGCACUACAGGAGAGGAAUUACGCAGAUGAAAACCACACCGGGAUGUGUGACAACUGAAUUCCGGUUUGAAAUUGUAUCCGGUGCUUAUCGCAGUAGUCAGAUUUCAAAUACGAUCCAGAGGCAAAGUCUAGUUUCUGUGCAGUCUUGGAGCACAUCGCAUUGACCAUGCCUCGCGUCCAGCCCUCACCACGAGCGGCGCGUAAAAGCGAGUGGCUCCGGAGCGCCCUGGCUCAUCACCACUGCCCUGAUCCCUGCGUGGACAACGAGAUCGUGGUACUGGCAACUGGAGUAGACCAAUACCUGCAGGAGGUCUUUCACCACCUGGCCUACCCCAACCGGGACGACACAGUGUCCGCAGAGGAUUUCACUGAGCUGUGCACCGUGCUGGGACUCAACCGGGUCGAGAAAGGAAAGAGGACAAUUAAAGACGGAGCCGGAGAGGGACAAAAAGGUGAGGAAGAUGAAGAGUUCAGGGACGUGUGUUCCGGGCUGCCCUGCCACCUGUCCUUCAAAGACUUCCACUCGCGGCUCUGUGGAUAUUUCCGUGUGCGCAGCUCGCGAACAGGCACCGGGGAGUGCGCCUGGCGCCUGCCUGUUACCGAAGCCACGGAGCUGGUGGAGACACAGAUCCGGGUCCGGUGGCCUCGUUCAAGACGGAGAAAAUGCGUAAGCUUUGAUCUGACAGGGGACCAGAACGGAGCCUCUAAGAAAUCAACCAAAGGUAGAACCGCAGAGGAGCGCGAGUCAGAUGAGGUCGCAGCUCUGAGGGAGCUGGUGGAGGACCUCCGCUCAGCGCUGCAGGGAAGCGACGCACGCUGCCUGGCCCUGGAGGUAGCACGGAGACGGGAGAGGGGCCGCACGCCUCCGUCUCCAUCCAGGCUCAAAUCCACAGUUUCACCUCCUACAAGCUCCAUCACCCUUAAAGAAGGCAAACUGGUACCGACGCACAGAAUUAGAGGACAGGGCAGCGUUUCUAGAGUAGACGGGACAAGUAGGUUGGGCAGGAGACGUGACAUCAGGGACCCCCUUCUGAGGGAGCUGAGGCUCAUCCGCUCCGCGCGCGACGGGCAGCUGGAGGAGGCCAUCAAAUUUAACGAGCGUCUGGAAGAGGAGCUGCGGUGGGCGUACCAGGAAGUCCGUAAACUUCAGGGGGUGGAGUCAGCGCUGAGAAAAGAGAACACUCACAUCAGGAGGCGGGCGGAGGAGGCCAGGGAGGCUCUGAGCUUGGGGCUUGAGAGGGUUCGAAUGAUCCAGGAGCAGGCUCAGUCUGUGCCGCAGCUCCAGUCCAGGAUCAGCCAGCUGGAGACUGAGCUACACCAGUACAGGUCCUGCUGCACCUGCAUCUCUUACCCCGCCGAUCAACAAAUUCACCCAGUCGGAGCAGAGGACACCUGUGGCAAGACUGAUUCAGAGUGUCUGCAGAGAGCGGUGGAGGGGAAGGCGGCCUCGGAUGAAGAGGAGGAGGACGGAGGAACGAGGGAGGAAGGAGAGUGCAUCCUGAAAGAGACGAAGAAGAACAUCAGCCGACAGCACGACUGUGCCAAAGGAUGUCACAAGAACAAUCUGGUCCACCCGCGAUCCUCCCAAACUCACCUUCAUGAUAGACACCUAAGCACUUUGAAGGACAGCAGGGGGCGCUGCGACUGGAAGGGACAAAUCCAAGAGCAGCCAGAAGGGGGCAGAUGUUUUGAAAAAGACAAGAAGCCUGAAGAAGAGGUGGAGGAGACCAGGCUGGAGGAGGAGAAAGAAAAGACACGUCUGUCUUUACUAGAGGAUAAACUCACAGAUGCUCUCACAGUGCUGCUGCAGCUACGCAACAAGAACGUGUCCCGCAGAGCCCUGGGGAAGAUCGUGAUGGACACUCUGGAUGUCUGCAGCAGGAGUCGAGAGGGUCCCUCUCAGAUCUUGCAGGUAGCCGAUGCCCUCUGUGUGCGCCUGUCGUCCAGGGAUCUCUUCGGAAAUGGAUCAGACUCCGAAGCGGGAGAGAGCAGAGAGAAACUGCUGGUUUCGUCUUCAGGGUGUCAAAGCAGCAGCGUUAACUCUCUACUCAUCUCCUGUUAAAUCACCUUCUGUCUUUCCUGUAUUUAAUCUUUGUCUUAUUUGCACCCACACGUUUUAUAAGUAGCCUAUGUAUAUCCCAGAUUUUUAAAACAGUUCUAUCUAUUUAAAUAUUAAUUUUAUAUCCUUGAUUCAAUCUUUUGUGAAUGUACUAUCUAUUUAAAUUUAACCAUUAAAGGUUUUUAAAAUCCAAAGUGCUCACUGUCUAAGAGUUGACAAAGAAAGCUCUGAUUACAUCAUUUUGCAUCCUUCUCACACAGAAUCUUAGAUAAAGGGACGACUGACUUUAGCACAGAAAAAAACAUGGUCCAUCCUAAUUUAAAGCAACAAUGGACACAUUUUAGUUCACUCCUAAAUGCUCACCUUUACCCCUAAAAGCAACACAUUUGAUCUAUUGUUGCUUCAGUAAAACGUCACCUGUUUCAAAAUGUAAACCCCCUCUUCUACAAAUGAUACGAGCCUUUUUUUGUGGUAAUGUUACCGACGUAAAUGUGCCCACUGAACUUCACUGUAAGGCCAGUAAUGUCACAACCAGUAUCCAGAAGUAGGAAGGAUGCCAGAAAAGAGAGAAGAAGAAAAGGAGGGAGCUGGCGCCGACUUUUGACCCCAACAAUAUUUGAUUUGAACAAACUUGUUUCGGUCUGCUCCAAAAGGCUGUUGGGAACCAGGCAUAGGGAACUAAUGUUAGCUAGGAGGCUAGUGCUAACAGUAUCCUAGUGACU